AUUUGAGCCAAACCCGGAGGCGGUAGGCGUGUGUCUUCGUGCCUUGGACCGUUUCUCCUCUAAGCCUAUCGAAAGGCGUUUAAGCUUUCACCCUAUCGGAAGGCGUUUAUGGGUGUCGGGAGGCGUUUAAGCUUCCAGCCUGUUGGGAGGCGUUUUUCUUUUGAGCCAAGAGACGUGUGUCUUCGUGCUUUGGGGCGUUGCUCCAGGGUUGUUCUGCCUUUGGGGUGGCGUGUUAUGACCAACUCCAUGCCUCAGAAAGCAUUCCUGUGGAGUCGCUCUACCUUGGGGGUGACGUUUUAUGAGCGAUCUCCUACCUCAGAAGGCAUUUCAUGGUUUGGUUGUUCUGCCUUCGGGGUGGCGUGUUAUGAACAAUCCUGCCUCAGAAGGCAUUUUAUGGAGCCACUCUGAGUUCGAGGUGGCGUUUUAUGAGCCAUCUCUUACCUCGAGAGGCAUAAAUCUUCAUGCCAAGGCCGGAGGCAAGAGGCGUGUGUCUUCAUGCGUUGGGGCGUUGCUCCGAAGUUGUUCUGCCUUUGGGGUGGCGUGUUAUGAACAUCUCAUGCCUCGGAAGGCAUUUCAUGGUUGGUUUGUUCUGCCUUCUAGGUGGCGUGUUUAAACAACCCUGCCUCGAAAGGCAUUUUAUGGAGUUGCUCUGCCUUCACGGUGGCAUUUUAUGAGCGAUCUACUGCCUCGGGAGGCAUAAAUCUUUGUUCCAAGCCCAAAGGCAAGAGGCGUGUGUCUUCGUGCCUUGGGGGGUUGCUUCAGAGUUGUUCUGCCUUCGGAGUGGCGUGUUAUGAACAACUCCAUGCCUCAGAAGGCAUUUUGGUGGAGUCCCUCUGUCUUAGAGGUGGCGUUUUAUGAGUGAUCCCUUACCUCGGGAGGCAUAAGUCCUCGAACCUUGGUGAGUUGCUCCGGAGUUGUUAUGCCUUCGGGGUGGCGUGUUAUGAACAACUCCUUGUCUCGGAAAGCAUUUUGGUGGAGUCGCUCUGCUUUCGGGGUGAUGUUUUAUGAGCGAUCUCCUGCCACGGGAGGCAUUUCGUGGUUGGGUUGUUCUGCCUUCGGGGUGGCGUGUUAUGAACAACCCUGUCAUGGAAGGCAUUUUAUGGAGUCGCUCUGCCUUCGGGGUGACAUUUUAUGAGCGAUCUCCUUCCUCGUGAGACAUAAAUCUUUGUGCCAAGC
This is a messenger RNA of Linum trigynum, 1176 nucleotides long. Lineage: Eukaryota; Viridiplantae; Streptophyta; Magnoliopsida; Malpighiales; Linaceae. The record is from the annotation of a GenBank genome assembly.